UCGAAAUGUUUUUGAACAAAAAUCAUAAUUAAAUCUAGGAAUUGGGGUUAAACAUGGAUAUUGAAGUGGAAUACCUAGAGGUAAACAUGUGUGCCGUAUGUUUAAAUGAAAAGUGUGAUUUAAUUGCUAUUGGUUUCGAUGAAAACCUGGACCCUAACAUAGGUCCUGUUUUGUUGCAGCACCUUUGGUUUCAGCAUAAUGAGCUUCAGUUCAAAUGUGUUUGUGAAGAAUGCUGGGAGCAAGUAAAACUUUUUCAUAUGUUUUAUUUGGCAGUUAGGAAAGCUCAUAAUGAAAAAAGGAUAUCUAUACAAGAAGAUAAAUUCAACAUCGAGCUAGAAGUUGAAACGCAAUUUCCUGCUAAGACGGCGAGUAUAAAAACCGAGCCUUCGGAGAAAGCAGUUGUACGUUCUUUUACAAUUCCUAGUCCUGCGAAGGAGAUGUUUGAAAUCAAUGGUAAAAAUGAUGGUGUUGUUUUAGAAGAAGAACAUCUGGAGUUUUCAGAAUAUCUAUCCUCUGAUACAAUUAUCGAAGGCAGGAUUUCAGAAUCAGGAGACCCGGCAGAUGAAUCUGCAGCUGAAAAUUUCAACGAAGAAUUCGAGUGCAAAUCCAUUAGAAAAACCGGAAAAACAAAGCACAACAACAAAGCUAUCGAAAAAAUCGAAAACGAAGAUUUGAAAAUCGCAGAUCAUUGCAAGUUACAGUGUGAAGAAUGUGCUCUAUGCUUUACCAGAUUUCUAGAGUUUAAGCGACACUUCCGAGAAGUGCAUCAAACACGAGCGUACGUUACAUGCUGCAACCGAAAGUUUAGCAAACGAUUCCGUUUGGUAGAGCAUGUAACGCGACACGUUAAUCCAAAUGCUUUCAAAUGUGUAACCUGCAAUAAAACCUAUUCCAAUAGCGCAGGUUUAAACCUUCACAUGGCGCAGCAUGGUUCUCCCGAAUCAUUUGUGCACAAGUGUAGCAAAUGUGACCGUUCGUUUGCAAAAAAGUUUCAAUUAAAUGCACAUCAGUUACAACACCUAUCUGAUGAAGAUAAAAAGUGCAUCUGCCCAAUAUGCAACAAGCCGUUCGCCAACACUAGUCUGCUAAACGUUCAUAUGCGCUUAAGGCACCAACCUGCAAAAAUGUUAAUUUGUGAUGUUUGCGCAAAAAGUUUCAAAGUUAGCUCGCAAUUCGAGAAACACCGGAAAGAGCAUGAUAUUACCUUUCAACAAGUAAGAAUGCAGUGCAAAAUAUGUUUGAAAUGGAUGAAAAAUGCUAGUAGUCUACGUAAACAUGUACUGCGUCAUGAUGGGGAAGGUAGUACACACGAAUGUGAAAUUUGCGGGAAAAAAGCCCCCAACGUGUUGGCCCUACAAAGUCAUAUUAGUUUCGUUCAUAAAAAAGAAAAACUGUUUCAAUGUAGCCUUUGUACAAAGGCAUUCAAAAGGCAGUUUUCAUUGAUAGAACACAUGGCGACCCAUACGGGAGAAGUGUUAUAUCAGUGUCCAUUUUGUGCGAAAACAUUCAACUCUUCAGCAAACAUGCAUGCGCACAAGAAAAAAGCACAUCCGCAUGAAUGGGAGGAAUUGAAACGAAAAAGUCAACUGCCAUUUAUUGGGGAAAAUGAAGCAAUUACUAAAGCGGAGAUUAACAGCUAAGCCUGUUGGUUUUGAGAAAGAGUAGAACCAUUUCACAUUAAGAUCAUACAAUGUUAAA
This is a messenger RNA of Sabethes cyaneus, 1698 nucleotides long. RefSeq names its product transcription factor grauzone-like. Gene Ontology annotation, molecular function: DNA-binding transcription factor activity, RNA polymerase II-specific; zinc ion binding; RNA polymerase II transcription regulatory region sequence-specific DNA binding. Gene Ontology annotation, cellular component: nucleus. Bases 54 to 1640 code for a protein of 528 amino acids. The transcript is spliced from 6 exons. Gene Ontology annotation, biological process: regulation of transcription by RNA polymerase II. The record is from RefSeq and is a predicted model, not a curated record. Lineage: Eukaryota; Metazoa; Arthropoda; Insecta; Diptera; Culicidae.